Debaryomyces hansenii CBS767 is the source of this 1716-nucleotide messenger RNA. RefSeq lists its product as uncharacterized. The transcript has a single exon. Bases 1 to 1716 code for a protein of 571 amino acids. The record is from RefSeq and is a predicted model, not a curated record. Gene Ontology annotation, cellular component: membrane. NCBI's taxonomy places the organism in Eukaryota, Fungi, Ascomycota, Pichiomycetes, Serinales, Debaryomycetaceae. Gene Ontology annotation, molecular function: acetyl-CoA transmembrane transporter activity.
AUGUCAGAAGGCCACCAAGUUCAUAAACGAAUUGGGUCGACUGAACCCAAUUUCGCUGAAAAUCAAAUUAACAAUCCUCGUGCUGGCUUUGAGGUGGAAAACGAUGGUUUAUUGCCCAUAACUCACCAAGAAUUGAAAGACUCGUCCUUAAAACCCAAAACCACCAAAAAUGGUUCUCGAAGCUUGAAUAAGAUCGAUAGACCUGCAUUUAUAGUCCUAGUUAUAUUGUAUUUGCUUCAGGGAAUACCCGUCGGUUUAGCAUUUGGAUCUAUACCCUUUAUAUUGAAAUCCAAGUUAUCGUACUCACAGGUUGGUAUAUUUUCAUUGGCCGCAUAUCCGUACUCGUUGAAACUAUUAUGGUCACCUAUAGUUGACGCCCUAUACAGCCCAACUAUUGGGAGGAGAAGAUCCUGGAUCAUUCCCAUCCAAACAAUAUCUGGAAUCACAUUGAUCUAUCUUGGUCUGAAAAUUGACUAUCUUGUAUUAGAUCCUGAAACUCACUUGAAAACGAUUACUAUGUGCUUCUUCUUAUUAGUGUUCUUUUGUGCGACACAAGAUAUAGCUGUCGAUGGGUGGGCAUUGACAUGCUUAUCUCCUGAAUGCUUGUCGUAUGCAUCAACUGCCCAGACAAUUGGAAUCAAUACCGGAUACUUCUCGUCAUUUACGAUAUUCCUCGCGUUGAGCUCUCCAGAUUUUGCCAACAAGUACCUAAGAACUGUUCCUAUUAAUGAAGGGUUGUUUUCGUUAGGCGUGUACUUGAAUUUCUGGGGCUGGAUGUAUUUGAUUGUUACUGGAGCGUUAUUUCUAAUUCCAGAGGAUCCUCCACAUUUGGCUAAACUGAAUAUGGCCAAACUUUCUAAUGAAAAAGCAAAAGCUGAAUCUAUUUAUAACAAGAACUCGAAGGUGUCUAGUAACUGGGCCUCGUUGAAACAUGUUUAUAAUUCGAUGUAUCAGGUAUUGAAAUUACCGAACGUUCAGACAUUUGUUGUAAUCUUAUUAAUUGCCAAAUUCGGAUUCCAGGCUAGCGAAUCCGCAACCAACUUAAAGUUGUUAGAAAAAGGAUUAUCUAAGGAAGAUUUGUCUAUUACCGUCUUAAUUGAUUUUCCCUUUGAAAUGGUAUUUGGUUACUAUGCUGGACGCUGGUCUAACGGUAAAACGCCAUUAAAACCUUGGUUAUUCGGAUUCGCAGGUCGGUUAUUUGGGGCAUUCUUAGCACAAAUGAUCGUUUACUUUUUUCCAGAGAAUGGUCAAGUAUCAUCAAGAUAUUUCAUUUUAAUUAUUUUGCAGCAUUUAAUUUCUUCAUUUAUGUCUACUAUUCAAUUUGUUUCAUUAUGUGCAUUUCAUACUAAAAUUGCCGAUCCUGCCAUAGGAGGUACCUAUAUGACUACUUUGAACACCUUGUCUAACUACGGUGGUACGUGGCCAAAAUUGAUUGUUCUAUAUUUGAUUGAUAAACUUACUAUAGCCAAAUGUCAACCAACAACUCAAGUAUCUACAGCUAUUGCCGAGAACUUGGAUUUUUAUAUUACUUCAGAAGCUCUCAAGGAAACAUGUAAGAAUGGUGGCGGAAAGGUAGUACUUUUAAGAGACGGAUUUUACUAUACUAAUUUUUUCUGCAUCGUUUGUGGUAUUUUCAUAUUAUUCUGGGUCAAGAAGAAGGUAACCUAUUUGCAAAGUUUACCUAAUAGUGCAUGGAGGGUAAAUAAAGUAUUGUAG